This is a messenger RNA of Anguilla rostrata (American eel), 1904 nucleotides long. Its product is annotated as zona pellucida-like domain-containing protein 1. Gene Ontology annotation, cellular component: cell surface. NCBI's taxonomy places the organism in Eukaryota, Metazoa, Chordata, Actinopteri, Anguilliformes, Anguillidae. The coding region runs from base 87 to 1379 and encodes 430 amino acids. The record is from RefSeq and is a predicted model, not a curated record. The transcript is spliced from 11 exons.
CCUUGACAAGUGGAGGAGAUACUUAACCUGGGUGUAGUGCUGCACUCCUAUUCUUUGGUGUCUGAAUUUCACCAAGAUCCAGGACAAUGUGGCUGGCCGUGCUAGUGUAUCACUUUGGCCUGAUUCUCAGCAGUGAGGCUCAGAGUCCGUGCUUCAUCAGCCCUACAUUCAGAGAGCCAGCCAACUCUGACAUCACGGUUACAUGUGGAACUGAAACAAUGAAGUUGAGCAUCUUGAUGUGUCCGAUCUACUUUCGUGGAUACAAUGAGUCACUGAUGGCCCUGAACGCUCAGUUCAGCAGACGAGAGUGCUAUGGGACCCCUGACUGGACAGUUGACCCACCCGUCCUGAAAUUCAAUUUCAGCAUUUCUGAAAAUUCCAUCACCGCCUGCUCCAACAAGUUAAAGAUCACUGAGGAGGUGGGUUCAGGGCUCUUCUCUGACUAUUCCAGCGUUCAGUUUGUUAACAUCUCUGGGAUGAUCAACUCCCUGGAUCCCAGCGCGGGCACCAUUACCUACCGUCAGGAGAUGAUGUACAUAUUCUCUUGUCGGUACCCUCUGCAGUACCUGGUCAACAACACACGGAUGGGUGUAUCUGGGGUGAGCCUGGCAGUCAAGGACAAUAACGGGAGUUUCAUCAGCACGCUGAGUAUGUCUUUGUUUGAGGACGUCGCCUACACCAGAAGGCUGAUAAUGCCAAAUGGUGGAGUUCAGCUCAAGACACGGAUCUUUGUGGAAGUAAAGGCGACAAACCUCACAGAAAGGUUCAACGUGCUGCUUGAUCGGUGUUACGCCACAACAAGCCCGCUUCCCGGCAACAGUUCCCACUAUGACCUCUUUGUUGGGUGCACGAAGGACGGGCAGACGGUGAUGGGGACCAACGGGCAGGCACAGUUCGCUCGCUUCUCCUUCGAGGCCUUCCGCUUCGUGCAGCACAAGAACGUGACCGUCUCCACCUUCUACCUCCACUGCGCCACCAGGCUGUGUGACCGAGCCGUCUGCAGCGUCUUACGCCCGAACUGUACAGAAAAUGGCAACAGGAGAAAAAGAGAGGUUGAGACAGCGCAGGGAACGUCAGUCAGCGACGUGGCCACAGUCACGUCCGGUCCCAUCAUCACCAAAGUGGACAACGGUGGUCUUACAGCCCCAGCUUCUCAAACAGCCUUGCAGACGGCCGAGGAGAGCGGCCCCCUCAUGGGCGUGGCCGUCACUGCGGGGGUGGUGUGCGUGCUCUUCCUCGCCCUGAUGGUGUACGUAGUCUUCCGCCUCCACUCGCGAAAGAAAUCGGAGAAGACAGCGGCGUUGGCGGUGAGCACCACGGGCAGGACUGACCACAGCUUGCCGGGCAGUAAGACAGGGUUGGCUGGUUGGGACAUGUGACUCAGAUUGAAGAACCUUCAUUUUUUUAUUCUUUUUCAUUUACUCCAGAAGCUGCCAUCGAGGCAGUCGCACGGCAACAGAGUACAAUAAUAUGGCAGGGACAUAUUUAAACAUCAGCGCUUUUGCUGCAUGGUAGAAUGAAUAGAUUUGUUUCCUCCUGUACUAAGGCACUUAAGUUCUUGUUGUUAUUCAGGGCUACUGUACUGCAUUCUUUUUUACUGGCUAAGGAUCCUUUCCAGAGCUGGAGAUCUGGGCUUUAUUGGUGGAAAUAAUGUCCGUGGGAAUGUGUAGGGGAAGCGCGUACCAAUGGCCAAAGUUUUCUAGAGACGAUCGCUUGUGUUUUUAGAUCUGUAUAGACACAGUUGAUAUGAGCAGAUUCUCAGACACAAGAACUUGGUUUUGUGGGUCUUUUACAGUGCUGUACCAUAAAUGUACAAUAUGAAUACAACAACUUAUACAAUAUGUUGGCGUAGUUCAAAAACAAUUGCAUUUCUUGUCAUUUUUCACAUCUGCAUGUAUAUACAG